Hemisphaericaspora subhashii is the source of this 2655-nucleotide messenger RNA. RefSeq lists its product as uncharacterized. The record is from RefSeq and is a predicted model, not a curated record. NCBI's taxonomy places the organism in Eukaryota, Fungi, Ascomycota, Pichiomycetes, Serinales, Debaryomycetaceae. Gene Ontology annotation, cellular component: Golgi apparatus; endoplasmic reticulum. Bases 1 to 2655 code for a protein of 884 amino acids. The transcript has a single exon.
AUGGAAGAAGAGCGAAGGGAUCUUAUCGACGAAGAAGUAGAUGGAUCAUCCCAAAGUCUUGAUAUAGGAAAGGGUGUAGAUGCUCAAUCAGAAAUCGACAAUCACCCAACACAACCAAGCACGGAGAUUUUGAACCCCGAAGAUCCAGCAACCAAGGUUGAACACGUCACUCAAAUGCUUCCAAGCGAGGAGAACAAUGUGCACUCGUCACCUCAAUUGCAGGGUUCUGAUAUGGAAAAUAGUCCCGUGAAGGAAAUAAAUUCCGAGUCAGCGAAAGAGCGUGAAGGCAACAAUCAUGCAUUAGAUAACGAAGAUACACAACUGAAUGAAUCAAAAGAACCUAGCGCAACCGACCAGACUAAACAAACCGGUGAAGUCCCUGAUUUAGAAGAAGGCACAAAGCUGGCUAUUUCUGUACACCCUAAUCCCGCCGAAGAGCUGGUUCAAAUCGAACAGAGUCCGAACAAAGAGCCAGAAGAUUUAGACACGGUAAAAGAAGGAGACGAAUCAAAGCAACAAACACCUAUUGAACCUGACCCAAAACCAGAAAAGCCGCAGAGAAGAAAGAGACUCACUUUACAAGAAAGAUUGGCACAAGCAGCCAAAGGUAAAGCGAAAAAGACAACAGCUGAUGCAACCGAAUCUCCCAAGUCCUCACCACCUCCCAGGACUAUAUCUCUGCCACCAGCUACUCCCCCGGUACAAACAAAAGUAUUCGAGCCAGAAAAUGUAAUGCAAGAAAAGACAACUGCUGAGCCAGAAGUCUCUCAAGUUGAACUAAUCGAUAGGCUAAGAGAAGAGAUAAAAGAAUUACAGCAGAAAAAUGCCAUGCUUUCCGAUCAAGCUAGAUUCUACGGUCUGAGUCCGAAAUUAUCAUCUCAAUUUAAUAGAUCACCCCAGACCAAUACGCGUGAAAAAGAGCUCACUGAAUUGACGGCUAAGCUCGAAGAGAAAGAUGCCACAAUUAAACAAUUGUUAGAAGAAGGAGAAACACUCUCACAUAAAGAAUUGAAAUUGAAUGAAACUAUAAAGAAGUUGCGUACAACGAAUCAAGAAUUAGAAGCAAAUCUCCAAGAUUUCUUAACCAAAAAUGAAGAGUCCACAUUAAAAUUACAAGAAUUGGAAGAUUUCUUGAGAGUCCACAAAUACAAGUCCUUGGAUCAAGUGUUGACACAAUUCACUGAGACCAACACAGAGUUAGCCAAUGUCAAAGCUGAAUUAGAGACGGAAAGAUCACAGCAAUGGGAAGGUAAAUACAAGGAAUUAUUGCAACUUCACCAAGAAGAGAUUAAUGCUAAGAAAGCUGCAUUGAAAGAAUCAAACGAUUUAAAGAUUCAGCUUGAUAUGUGCAAACGACAACAAUCGUUGGAGUUAGAGUCUAAGCAGAAUGUAAUCAGUGAUUUGAGACAUGAGCUAUCACAAUCCAAGCAUACUUACUCUCAAGAAAUCAGUCGAUUAGAAGAUAAGAUUGAAAGCUUGCGUUUGGAGCAAGAAUCAAGUGAAACAAGUUCGGCACUUAUUUCAAAUUCUAACGGAAACAAAGAAGCCUCCGAGGACAUAUCUUCUAAAAAUAGAAUAGACUUUGAUGAGUUUAGUAAGUUGUCGGAUGCUCAUCAUAACCUUCAAAAGCAAUACUUAUCAUCACAAGAGAAUUGGAAAUUAAUAGAGUCCAAUUUGCUUCACAAAAUUGAUUCUUUGACAUCCACAAUCGAAUCUCUUAAGAAGACCAAGAAUAAGCUUGCUCAAGAUUUUGCGAAAGUCAAUAAUACCUUGAUUAGCCAAUCUGGGGACUUCAAGAAGCUCGAGGAGCAACAUAGAUCACUUAAAGAAGAAAAAGAGAAACUGAUGCUAUUACUUCAAGAGAAAGACAGCGAGCUUGCAGAGAUCCGCGAGAAGUUCGAGAAAUUCAAACAAAUAUCGAAUCAAGACAGAUCGAAUUUGAACACAAGAAUCCAAUCCUUAAAUGAAACGAUAGAUAGAUUGAACCAACAAGUUAAGAAGAAGGAUAAUGGGUUGCGUUUAGAUCUCGAACCUCCUUCAAGAAAACGCGAUUUCUCCAGUGGCAGCUUGUCAGCUACAAGUUGGAAUGAUAUACGAUUUGGUGAAUCCUCAUUAACCCCAGCGAUUAAUAGAGACUUUUCUGGUAUAUAUUAUGACAAUAGCAGGAACCAGUCGCUGUCAUCCGUUACUGAAAUGGGUGAUGACAGUUACGAUAUGCAUGAGCAAAUGAAUUUUGCCAGUCUAACGCCUAUGGUAUCUCAGAUUGGAGCUGGUGGGAGUAUUGGUGGUAUUCCGUCUUCUUCCUCGCAAGGCAAUAAUAUCCAGCUAGUUAAUAAGAUGAGCUCCAACAUCAGGCGAUUAGAGAUUGAAUUGAAUACACUAAAAGAUGAGUACAAUAGAUUAUUAACAGAGAAGGAAGCGACUGAAGCAGAAUUAUUAGAAACUAUCAAAUUAAAUGAUGAGAUUGUACGAUUACAAUCAAAAAUCAAUACUUUGGAAAUGGAGAUUGUUGAGAAGAACAAGAAAGAACAAACUAUGCUUGAAUUAAUUGGAGAAAAGUCGGAGCAAGUUGAAGAAUUGAAGGCAGAUGUUUAUGACUUGAAGGAGGUUUGUAAACUUCAAGUCCAACAAAUGCUUGAAUUUCAAGGUGUAUAG